AUGGCGGACCGACACGACCCCAUUGUCGACGAGACCCCGAAUAAGCGGCGGAAGCUGAACUCAGAUCCGAGCAGUGGACAGGCUUGGGACUCGCAAGAUGAUGAGGCUGGAGAUUUCAAUGAAGAUGACUUUCAGACUGAAGCCACAUUGCCGCUCCCGGGAACGCAAAAGAGACAGCUGGCAUACACCGCGGAACAAUUUCAAUCCGACUACGCUGCAAGCGCACGUGCUUCCUCAUCGCAGCCGGCGCAUGUCACUCAGCCUACCCAGACAUUGAAGCAUGUCACUCAACCCACACAACCCGUGCCGCCGAAAUCACAUGUGCAAGUUGAGAGAUCGUCGCCGAUGGCACCAGACAAUUCGUCGCAGCGGCCGAUGCCGCAGCCUAUAAACCGAGCACCUUUCGCGAAGCCCGGGAAAGCUGGAGGUGUACUGGCAAGCGCAAUGGCCCCUCCCGGUACCUCAUUUCGCCGACCCCAGGGCAUUCAGUCCAGGCCACAAGCCAUAGAUAUCGACAGCGACGACGAUCCGCCCAUCGAGCGCAGCGACGACGAAGGCACCCAGGGCCUCGGCUCCAACAUCAAACCCACCAAUUUUAAGAAGGCUGGGCGGGGCUUGGACUCGUCACCGAAUCGAGUGGUGCAGGAAACUCCACGUAGUCUGGCGAAACAGAGUAACAAUACGUUUGAGAACAUACUGUCGAACUUCGGAUACAAGCCUUCGCACCCGCCGGCAAGACCUGCCGACGACAUGGCUAGUUCGUAUGCUGGUACCUCUAGAACUGCACGACCGACCCAACCGACGUCGAGACAAAAUGGACCAGGGCCAGCUAUUUUCGCUCCUCUCCGUGGGCAUGUAUUCAAGUCCCUGGAAGAUAUUCCCCUGCCCGUUGUGCGACGAAAAGUUUCUGAUAUGCGAACCAUCAUGGGUCAUCAUCAUGAUGUCCAAAGCUGCAUGGAUGCCCUCGAGCGUAAGAGGUACCAUAUGCAUGACGCAAUGGCGUACCUCGCCUCGAAGGAGGAAGAGAGCGACGAGCUGGCUUCUGGCAGUCCCAUCCGGCGCAAAGGCGUCGCCCAGUCAGUAUCCCAGACUUCACAGCCAUCCUCGCAACCUAUUCGGUCGACCGCCAAGCAACAAGUCAAGGCACCUGCCAAGACUAUUGCUGAAAAAUACAAUCGAGGCGUUGCAAAGACAGCCCAGCGACAAGAUGGUUCGGAUUCAGAUGAGGACGAGGAUGUCAAGCCCAACAAGCGCGGGAGAAUACUGCAAGGGCGGAAGUCUGGGCCGGCCAGUCCACCUUCAUCUCCCCCGGCAGUUCCUCAGCCACGAUCACGAAAGCAAGUCAUCACAAUCGACUCUGACGAUGACGAGGACUCUGGCGUCGGCCGCGAUGCUAGCGAGGAAUAUGCGAAACCCGCCAAGGAGGCGGAACCUGAAACAUUCCAUGCUGAUCUGCAGGGCAUGCGCGAUACUCGUCUGCUCAAGCUGAUUAACGAGGCCACAGCUCACGAUUUGUCGGAGUUGAGCGGACAGCAAGAGGACAAGAUUCAGUUCGUUCUGGAUAAGCGCCCAUUCGCCAGUCUAGACGACGUCUGCGCUGUAGUCCAAGCAGGCCUCACCAAAACAGGCAAGCCAUCGAAGAAGAGCAGUCCGCUUGGAGAGAAGCUCGUUGAAGAUUGUCGGGAGGUCAUGACCGGCUACGACGCAAUUGACGAGCUUGUCGUGCAAUGCGAAAAGAUUGCACAACCUCUUCAAGAAGCACUCCGUGGCUGGGGUGUCGGCGAGUCAACAGGGGGUGAGCUGCAAUUGAUGAGCCUCGAUGAAGCUCACGACUCGGGUAUUGGGACACCUUCCAGCUCCGUGCCACCCGAGGAUGCGCCAUCUCAAAAGAGUAGCAAGAACAAGCCUAAGGGCAGCUUCAUUGGCCAACCAUCCAACAUGAAUCAGGAUCUGGCCAUGAAGAAUUAUCAGCUGGUCGGCUUGAACUGGCUUUACCUUCUCUUCACCAAGGAACUUUCUUGCAUUCUGGCAGACGACAUGGGGUUGGGCAAGACUUGUCAAAUCAUCGGUUUCCUUUCCUAUCUGCAGCUCAAAGAGGUUGAUGGUGUCCAUCUCAUCAUAGUACCCGGCUCUACGCUCGAGAAUUGGCUCCGCGAGUUUGAACGAUUUGCUCCAAGCAUGAGCGUUCAGCCAUACUACGGCCACCAGAGUGAGCGUACUGAGCUGCAGUACAACAUUGAGAAGAACUGGGGCAACAUCGAUGUCAUCGUCACAACGUACGACAUGGCCGUCAGCAAACAUGACAAUGCUUUCCUUCGCAAAAUGGGUCCCUUCUCGGUCUGCGUCUACGAUGAGGCGCAUGCUCUUCGAAACCCAAACUCGCUCAGAUACCGUCAACUUGUUCGGCUGGAAGCUGAUUUCAAAGUUCUUUUGACGGGCACGCCUUUGCAAAACAAUCUGCAAGAACUGGUCGCAAUACUGGCGUUCAUCAUGCCCAACAUCUUUUCUGAAAAGGAGGACGACCUACAGUAUAUCUUCAAGCACAAGGCCAGUACGAAGGAUACCGCAAGCGCAGCUUUGUUGUCCAACGACAGAAUUGCACGAGCUAGGACCAUGAUGACCCCAUUCAUUUUGCGGAGGAAGAAAGCACAAGUUCUGGACCUUCCUACCAAGACCACUCGCGUCGAAUAUUGCGACAUGACGGAUUCGCAAGCCAACUACUAUGCCGAUCUUUGGGAGGAUGCGCAAAAGUUUUACACCGAAAAGGCUGCCGGCGGUACGAAAGGCACCGCGAGACAGAGCUCCAACGUCAUCAUGGCUCUGCGGAAAGCCGCAAUUCAUCCCCUGUUGGCUCGUCGCCUGUACGAUGAUAAGGUUCUUGAUAAGAUGGUAAAAGCGCUGAGGAAAACGGACGAGUUCGGCGAUAAUCCUCCGGACAAGAUACGAGCUUACUUGGAUGGCACUGCCGCUCAGAGCCUGAAAGGCGGCGACUUUGGGCUUCACAAGUUCUCCAACGAGCGCGAGACAAUGCGAAAGCGCUUCGCUCUUAAGCAUGAUGAGUGGAUGGACUCCGGCAAGGUGAAGAGAUUCCAGCAGCUUGUAAGCGAGUACGCGAAGAAUGGCGAUCGUGUCCUGGUCUUCUCACAAUUCACCACUCUCAUGGAUAUCCUGGAAGCAGUCCUAGAGACCAUGAACAUCAGAUUCAUGCGUCUAGAUGGCUCGACCAAAAUGGAUACCCGGCAGGACAUGAUCGACCAGUUCUAUGAGGAUAAUUCUAUCACGGUCUUCAUGCUCUCCACUCGUGCGGGCGGAGCCGGAAUCAAUCUUGCGGCUGCAAACAAGGUCAUCAUCUUCGACAGCGGCUUCAACCCUCAAGAUGAUAUUCAAGCAGAGAACAGAGCCCACCGUGUGGGCCAGACUCGUCCCGUGGAGGUUGUUCGCCUCGUCACCAAGGGCACGAUUGAGGAACAGAUCCACGCCUUGGGCGAAUCGAAGCUUGCCUUGGACGAGAGAGUUGCCGGCGAGGGCGCCACUGACGCAGAGUCUAAACAAGCCGACAAGCUGGGCGAACAGAUGGUUGAGAAGAUGUUCGUCGAGAAGAUCAAGGACGAAGAGACGGAUGUGCAGCAGCAUUCAAUUCCAAUGACAGGUGAUCUGAAGGAUGCUUUCAAGCAUGGCUUGGAAGGAGAAGGGCUUAAAGUCGAGUCCAAACAGGCGCAGUUCUGA
Molecule: messenger RNA, 3726 nt
Organism: Lecanosticta acicola
Lineage: Eukaryota; Fungi; Ascomycota; Dothideomycetes; Mycosphaerellales; Mycosphaerellaceae
Source: the annotation of a GenBank genome assembly